This is a messenger RNA of Sphenostylis stenocarpa, 1011 nucleotides long. The record is from the annotation of a GenBank genome assembly. NCBI's taxonomy places the organism in Eukaryota, Viridiplantae, Streptophyta, Magnoliopsida, Fabales, Fabaceae.
AUGCAACUCCACUCUUCGCUACUAAAUCUCCGCUCCCUUCACCUCCGUGUCCGCCACUCCCUGACUUCCACCGUCCGACACUUCAUGGCCGCCGCCGAGCUCAUAAGCCCAUCAAACACGCGUGUGGGCUGGAUCGGCACGGGCGUCAUGGGUCACUCCAUGUGCGCCCACCUCAUCCGGGCCGGCUACACCCUCACCGUCUUCAACCGCACCGCUUCCAAGGCCCAACCUCUCGUCGCCCUCGGGGCCCACUUAGCCCCCUCCCCCCACGCCGUCGCCGCCCAUUCCGAUGUCGUCUUCUCCAUCGUCGGCUAUCCCUCCGACGUCCGUUCCGUCCUCCUCCACCCAACCUCCGGCGCGCUGGCCGCCCUCCGCCCCGGCGGCGUCCUCGUAGACAUGACCACCUCGGAGCCGUCCCUCGCCGUCGAAAUCGCGGCGGCAGCUGCAGCCAAAGGCUGCCACUCUGUCGACGCCCCCGUGUCCGGUGGCGACCGCGGCGCGAAGAACGGAACACUAGCGAUCUUCGCCGGCGGGGAAGAAUCCACGGUGAAGAAUCUGGAACCCCUGUUUUCACACUUGGGGAAAGUGAACUACAUGGGAGGGAGUGGGAAGGGGCAAUUCGCGAAAUUGGCGAAUCAGGUGACGAUAGGGUCGACGAUGGUGGGGUUGGUGGAGGGAAUGAUGUACGCGCACAAGGCGGGGUUGGAUGUAGGGUUGUACCUGGAGGCGAUUUCCACCGGCGCGGCCGGUUCCAAGUCGCUGGAAUUGUACGGAAAGAGGAUCUUGAAGAGGGAUUUGGAAGCCGGGUUUUUUGUGAACCACUUUGUUAAAGAUUUGGGGAUUUGUCUGAAGGAGUGUCAGAAUAUGGGCAUUGCUUUGCCUGGUUUGGCUCUGGCUCAACAGCUUUAUUUGUCGCUUAAGGCUCAUGGUGAAGGAAAUUUGGGUACUCAGGCUCUUAUUUUGGUCCUGGAACGACUCAACAAUGUUUCUCUUGCUCCCUCCAAUGCCUGA